GAAAUUGUUGUGCUUGAAGUAAGCGGGGAGGAUUCGCUGGGAGAAAUCGAGCGGGUCGACGACGAGGAAGCUGUUGUUGGCUUUCCCCCAGGAGAUGAGUCCGUCCGUCGAUGGGUCGUUGACCAUCUGAUACGUCUUCAUAACGAACGGCGCGAUGGUGUUGGUGCUGGUUUCGCCGUCCCCGCCGUUGUUCCCUUCCAUCCCAUAAACGCUUUCGCCGUCGUCGUCGGCGGCGGCUUGUUGCUCUGUUUUCUUCUUUCUUUUGUCUCUUUUCAGGGAAGGGAGAGCAGAGUGAAAGGCACACGACGGCUAAGCUGAAUGGCUGAGUGCCCCUUUUUGAUUUUUUCCUUCC
This is a messenger RNA of Linum tenue, 352 nucleotides long. The record is from the annotation of a GenBank genome assembly. Lineage: Eukaryota; Viridiplantae; Streptophyta; Magnoliopsida; Malpighiales; Linaceae.